CUGACUCAAGUCUUUGAAGAAAGUGAUCUGAUAAGUGCGGUGCCCAUUAGGGUGACUAAGAGGGUUAUUUGUCUUGGAAGCCAUGUUUGCGAGGCCAGGCAACCCGCUGGGAGAGCGCUGUGCAUUCAACAUCAAUUUUUGAGGAAGGAUUUGAACCCUUAAGAUGGCUCCACGCUGAUAAGUUCACUGCCUUCUGAGGUCCUCAGCUACUCCCUACCCAGGCGGACUUUGCCAGCAGACAGGAACACUCCCCUCCACCCCUGUUGAGGGUGGCUCGGAGGCAGGACUCUUCCGGGAAGCGUCAGGCCAAUCCCCCUGGAGUCCCCGCCCACCGCCACCCGCAGGCUGACCUGGCCACUGGGUCUGGACGACCUGUUUCUAGGGGACGGAACUGCGGGUCCUGCACAAGCCAGCGCCCCCUGGGAGCAUUAGACAGAAGGCCCGUGGCCUUGAUCAGCUUCAGUGCAGGACACCCAGCAGCCUUGAGUGACCAGGAGGAUGUGCCCACCGGAGACUGCCCUCCAACCCCCCCAGGUCCUGCUGCUGGUGGGGGUCCCGGUGGCCAGCGCCCUGCUUCUGGUUCAGUGCCUCCGGUGGCACUGUCCCUGGUGGCUGCUGAGACCCUGCCGGAAGCCAGAUUGCCAGGAGGAGCCAGCGGCCCCAACCAUCCUGCCACCAGAAUUCGAGGUGCCAGGGCGGUGUGCACCUGCUACGCUGCCGGAGAUGGCUGCCUUCUACCAGGAGCUGCACACGCCCACUCAGGGCCAGACAGUUACCCGCCAGCUGAUGCACAAGCUGCUGGUGUUCUCAGCCCGAGAGGUGGAUCACCGAGGGGGCUGCCUGCUGCUGCAGGACAUGGGCAUCUCCCUGCUCAUCCCACCAGGUGCCGUGGCCGUGGGCCGCCAGGAGCGGGUGUCCUUGAUCUUGGUGUGGGACCUGUCUGAUGCCCCGUCGCUGUCCCGAGCCCAAGGGCUGGUGAGCCCCGUGGUGGCGUGCGGGCCCCACGGGGCCUCCUUCCUGAAGCCCUGCAUCCUCACGUUCAAGCACUGCGCCCAGCAGCCUGGUCACGCGCGCACUUACAGCAGCAACACGUGCCUGCUGGAUGCCAAGGCCUGGAGGCCCCUGGGCCGGCCGGGGGCCCACAGCUCCCUGGACGAGUGCCGCAUCCAGCUUUCCCACUUCAGCCUCUACACCUGCGUGCUGGAGGCGCCCGCGAGCCAGGCUGCCCGCAAGUGGUUGCAGCUGGCUGUGUUCUGCUCCCCUCUGGCCCCGGGGCAGACCCACCUGCAGCUUCGUGUCUACUUCCUCAACAACACACCCUGCGCCCUGCAGUGGGCCGUGACCAACGAGCAGCCACACGGGGGGCGCCUGCGAGGGCCCUGCCAGCUCUUCGAUUUCACUGGGGCCAGAGGGGACCAGUGCCUGAAACUCAAGUACAUCUCCGAGGGUUGGGAGAACGUGGAUGACAGCAGUAGCCAGCUGGUUCCCCAUCUCCACAUCUGGCAUGGAAAGUGCCCCUUCCGCUCCUUCUGCUUCCGGAGAAAAGCAGCCAAUGAGAAUGAGGACUGCUCGGCACUGACCAAUGAGAUCAUUGUCACCAUGCACACCUUCCAGGACGUGAGUUGGGCCUGUGGAGUCCUGGGCAAAUGGGGCUUGGAGACCAAGUACAUGGAAAUCCUCAGGUUCCAGGCAUCAGAGGAGGGGUCCUGGGCGGUGCCCCCCCCUGCCUCCCAGUCACCUCCGUGCAACAGGCUGCCACCAGAGCUCUUCGAGCAGCUGCGGAUGUUGCUAGAGCCAACCAGCAUCUCAGGCAAUGACUGGCGCCGGUUGGCUUCCCACCUCGGCCUCUGCGGCAUGAAAAUCCGGUUCCUGUCCUGCCAGCGCAGCCCUGCCGCGGCCAUCCUGGAGCUCUUUGAGGAGCAGAACGGCAGCCUGCAGGAGCUGCACUGCCUCAUGACUUCCAUGGAGCGGCUGGACUGUGCCUCGGUCAUCCAGAGCUACCUGAACAUGACACCCCGCGGAAGCCCGGCUGUGGCCCACAGUCACUCCUGGGAGAACCAGGGACGGGAGCUGGACGAGAAGCUCUGAGCACCCGCCAGGGCAGGUGGCGUGGGAAAAACGCGGCCGCAGAACUGGCCGACUAUGCCAGGGCCGCCUGUGUCCUCCAUCAGCACCACCUUGCCCUGCAUGUGGGUUCUCUCCUGGCCGGCAGAGGGUGCAGGAGCACAGGAGAUGACCGCAGCUUGGCCAGCUUCCUAGCAGCUAUUUAUGGACACUGGGCUGCCAGGUAGCCCCCACUGGGCAGUCCUGGGCAACUGGUCGACACGCGUUCACUGAGCACUUAGUAAGUCUCCUAACACGCCAAGGGGAUGCUGGAGUAUUUGGGGUGCGGCCUGGAGCCGGGAGUAGCCCUUGUGCUCUUUUGGAGAGUCAAGGUACUUAGGCCAGGGCUCGGUGUAGACUGAGACUGCAGCGGCCUGAGCUGUACUCUCCGGGAGGAGUUGCGAAGGGAGACAGCUGUGUGGGCUGGAGCGAAGAGAAGGCCCGGGAGGAUGGAGGGAGAGAGCCUCAGGUGGGGCGGGGAGAGCAGCCCGAAGGAAGGGGAGAGGAUGGGAGAGGGUGGGAGGUGCUGAGCUCAGCCCGCGGCCGGAGGAGGGAGAAUCAGGCUGGACAGCCCUGCUGCCCACGUCUCCUCUACGCCCGCUCUCCUUGUGCUCUUGUCUUGUUUUCCCCUCUUUGCCAUUCUCUGUAUCAUUCGGCACUAAAGCCGAGCAGAAACCUUAGGAUCAACCUUUAUAGCCGUUCGCCUCCAGCUGUGUGAGUUUUAAGCCUCUGACUUCAUCUUGCUGCCUCUCUUGCCUGCGACUUCCCCAUCCCGGAAUCCACAUGUCAUUCUGUUACCUGGCGCCUCAGCAUCGUUCUGUCUCUACCUAGUCACCUUGCCCUGUCUUUGCGAGUUGCUUUCUCUGUCUGAAAUCCUCAGUCCUUCCCCCGGGCGAGUGCCUCCAAACUUACGUGAUAUAUCAGAGGUUCUUGCCAGAGCCUGGGCUAUCCUAGCAGUGACUGAAUGGCCACAUCCUCCCCAUGGAUCAAGAUCUGGUUUGGGGCCAGGAAAUAAAAGAAAGGGACUAAUAGAUACCAAUACUAUGGUGUGCAAGACACUGUGUACAAAAAAAAAAAGAGCAUUGCACAGAGAACAAAGGGCUCCACUUAGGUCUAGUGAUGCUUCUGCUUGCAAACAGUAAUUCUUGAUUCGUUCAAGGGUAGGCAAUGUCUCUGGUAACACUAAGAGGUUGCUUCAAUAUUUAAUAAAAGUAUGAGUGCUUUUUUUAUGAUGAACAAUAUUGUAUAGUAAAAUAGGAAAAUUGCCUUUCUUUGUUACUGUGCUUUGCUCGGAUUGGUAGAUUUGCAUGUGGGUAUGCUGAGUUUUAGGUGGGGGAAUUGUAUCCGUGGGGAUGGAUUAGAGGGAAGGCCUUUGUAGGUGGUAUUUCCAGUAGGAAAAGUGUCCAGCGUACCGGGUAAACUGGACAGGUUAUUUCCUUGUUUCUGAGGAGCAAACCUUGAAAGUCUGGCCCUCCUGUCUCCUACCUUUUCCUCUGGCCCCAUGCGUCUUCUGCCCCCUCUCUCUUGCUCCUCCCACCCCGCCAAGGCUGCUGGUCACCCCGGGUUGGUGCUCAGCCUGCUCCCCCGUGACUCGGUUCAGGAUCGGCCUGUGAAGAGGCGCCUGGAUGGUUCCCCCACGGUGUCCCACGGACCUCCCCUGUCUCAGGCCGAGGGCGUCUUCGCGUUCCUUCCUACCCCGGAAUGAAUCAUUUUAAGGGUUUCAGGCCUCUGUGGGGAGGGGUGGGGUGGGCUGAGUAGAAGCCAUGGGGUUCCUGAGACGGAAUCGAAUGCUUUCCGGCCCCCACUGCAGUUUCUCUGCACAAGUUCCCAGGGUGGGCAAAGGGAGGCUUGGAGAUCUGGGGUAGGUGCAGGUUGUACCUCUCAUGUAGGGGACCCUUCCUUUCUCAAAUCAGGCCCAGUGGGCAUGUGGUUUAGCAUCUAAAGCCGAGCGAGGAGGUAUCACAGUGGGCAUCAAGAGACUUUGUGUUUAGCCCUGGCCCUUGGGCUGGUCGGAAGAGCCCUCUCCCUUCUGGGCCUCAGUCUCUUCACCCUUGAAGGAAUCGAUCAUAUGAGAGGUUUGGCAAAGGCCCCUUUGAGCCCGAAGGUGGCACACCGGUGACCAAGGGACAGUUACAUGGGGAUUUCCUCUGUGAAUUGUCUUUGGUUAGAACAGUUGAUCACUGCUGUGGCCUCACUGCUAGCCCUUCCCUGAUAGGUUUUCUGCCUGGUGCCCCCGAAACAAAUCUGUAUUCUUCACUCUCACGCAUGCAUCCCAUAGAGGCCCAGACCUAAGCUGUCACCUGCUGGGUUUAGAGACUGGGGUGAACAUGAGUGCUCAGGGGGACCUGGUCUGUAAUAGGGGGUGAAUGUCCUCAGUGUCCCUCUGUCUGUUCAGGACAAGGUUCACGCUAAUGCCCAGAUAUGCCCCGUCCUACAGAAAUACAAUAAAAGCCACAUGUCAUUUUACAUUUCCUAGCAGUCACAUUCACAAGCAUAGAGAGGAACAGGUGACAGCCAUUUGAACAAUAUACUUUGUUUAACUGAAUGUACCUAGAAUAUUAUCACUUCCACAUAUAAUCAUUAGAAAAUUAAUGUCGUGUUUGAAAUUGUUCUUCAUAUUAAAUAGCUGGCACUUGGCAUCUGCUUUACAA
Messenger RNA from Fukomys damarensis (Damara mole-rat), 4754 nucleotides. RefSeq names its product unc-5 family C-terminal like (gene Unc5cl). NCBI's taxonomy places the organism in Eukaryota, Metazoa, Chordata, Mammalia, Rodentia, Bathyergidae. The record is from RefSeq and is a predicted model, not a curated record. The coding region runs from base 499 to 2088 and encodes 529 amino acids. Gene Ontology annotation, cellular component: membrane. Gene Ontology annotation, biological process: positive regulation of canonical NF-kappaB signal transduction; positive regulation of JNK cascade; netrin-activated signaling pathway. The transcript is spliced from 10 exons. Gene Ontology annotation, molecular function: protein binding; netrin receptor activity.